Athalia rosae (coleseed sawfly) is the source of this 2801-nucleotide messenger RNA. It is a transcript of the gene NaPi-III, whose product is annotated as sodium-dependent phosphate transporter 1-B. The transcript has 6 exons. Gene Ontology annotation, cellular component: membrane. The record is from RefSeq and is a predicted model, not a curated record. Gene Ontology annotation, molecular function: phosphate transmembrane transporter activity. Gene Ontology annotation, biological process: phosphate ion transmembrane transport. Bases 829 to 2304 code for a protein of 491 amino acids. NCBI's taxonomy places the organism in Eukaryota, Metazoa, Arthropoda, Insecta, Hymenoptera, Athaliidae.
GUGUCGGACGGAUCAAUAUUUCACCCUCUUUUGUCCCCUAUUGCUAUUUCCUAGUCUACUAAUUUUAGCUUCAAGAAUAUAGAUAUAUGAAUGUGAUGCGUAUUGGUUCAAUGAAUCGUGUGUUCUAUUUUUCGUGGCAUUUUGAAUAAAUAAUGGUUGAAGACAACGAGUCCAAUUGUCGGAGGAAACGUGUUCGGAUGAUCGAAUCGAAACCGUCUUGUCUCUUUUCUCACAAUCAGAUACACAUACCUAUUUAGAGAUCAAUAUGUGGGGAGAGAAGCUUAUUUCUUGCUUCCAUGCCAGAACGACGUGGUUAAAAAAAAGUAGUAAAGUCCAUUUUUUUCAUUUAAAUCUUACCAAAGUCUGCGACAUAAGAAACAAUACUGUUAACUAGCUCCUUGGAAUUAUAAUCAAAAUAUAUUUAUUGACCUAUGAUAAGUAUGAUAAAUUCUAUCAUAAUGCUAGAGAAAUCAAGCACUAUGCUAAAAUUCUACCUCCGCUAUGUGUACAAAGUUAUAAAAACUGAAUUGAACUUAUUAAGUAUAAAAUGAAAUAUAUAUUCUGAUAUAGACAGGUAUUUAUAUACAACAUAGAUAUAUAGUCAUACUCAAUUAAUAGGAUAGUCCUUCAUCCUCAACACGUGUCUCCUAAACUGUCAACAGUAGUUACAGAUACAUGCACUACAUACUACAAUUAUACACAUAUAUAAAUAUAGUAACAAGCAAAACUAAGUGGACGUAGAUGUGCUAUAAAUUUUAGUGAUAGCAGGGUUACAAUAUCCUAAGAAUUGAAAGUGAAAAAAUAGAUUUCGAAUACAGUAAUUCAAAAAUGGCCAUACCGUACGACGAGAGUCUGAUCUGGAUAGUAGUAGUUGGAUUCAUUGUCGCAUUCAUAUUAGCAUUUGGAAUUGGAGCAAAUGAUGUUGCAAACAGUUUUGGAACCAGCGUAGGUGCAGGUGUUCUGACAAUAGUACAAGCUUGUGUGUUGGCUACGAUAUUUGAGAUUGCUGGAGCGGUACUGAUAGGAUAUAAGGUAUCUGAUACAAUGCGUAAAGGAAUACUUGAUGUCUCACUUUAUGAAGGACAUGAAAAAGAACUAAUGCUGGGUGCACUCUCAAGCCUGGCUGGAUCAGGCAUCUGGUUGAUUAUCGCAACUGCUUUGCGUCUCCCUAUUUCUGGAACCCAUUCCAUCGUGGGUGCAACAGUUGGCUUUUCUCUUGUAUGCAGAGGUACUGCAGGGGUGAAGUGGGUGGCCCUUGGAAGCAUAGCAGCCUCAUGGUUUGCUAGUCCGGUACUAAGUGGCCUAGUCUCAGUCUCUAUUUUUCUGCUACUGAGAAAAGCCGUGCUACGAGCCAACCAACCCUUUGAACAAGGUCUCAGAUUUCUUCCCUUAGCAUAUGGCCUAACUAUUGCUACAAAUGUACUUUCUGUUGCACAUGACGGGCCAAAACUUUUGAAACUGGAUAAUAUACCAUGGUGGGGUAGCCUAACAGCUGCAGUAUCUAGUGGCUUGCUGUCGGCUGUUGUUGUGUAUAUAUUCAUAGUCCCAUGGCAGAAGAAGCGGAUACUACUUGCUCGUGAAGCUAAUGAAGGAACCACUGAAUUUGGUGCUUGUGAUAGAAAGGAAACAACUGCACUGUCUGUCAUUUCCCCUGCCCCCUCGGCCAGUAACAAUCAAGAAGAGACUCCAAAACUCAGAGGAAAUACAAGUGCUAGUCCCUUAUUAUUGGCCAGUGGAGCAGAUGUGGAAGGUUCCAAUAUCGAGUCUGGCAUGGAUGAAGAAGAACCACCAGAAGUAUCAAGGUUGUUCUCAUUUCUCCAAGUUCUAACUGCUGCAUUUGGAAGCUUCGCUCAUGGAGGGAACGACGUUAGCAAUGCUAUAGGACCUCUGAUUGCCCUGUGGGCAGUCUAUGCUGAUGGAUCUGUACGCCAAGAAACAGAAACUCCACUACUCAUUCUUCUGUACGGAGGAUUAGGUAUAUCUAUUGGACUCUGGAUAUGGGGAAGAAAAGUUAUCAGAACUCUUGGGCAAGAUUUAGCACGUAUUACACCAGCUAGCGGAUUUACAAUUGAGGUGGGUGCAGCAUUAACAGUUCUGUUGGCAAGUAAAGCUGGUCUUCCUGUAUCAACAACACACUGCAAAGUUGGUUCAAUCGUAUGUGUCGGAUGGGUGUCUCGUGGUGGAGGUGGCGUAUCUUGGACGCUAUUUCGUAACAUUGCCUUUGCAUGGUUAAUCACUGUACCAGUUGCAGGCUUAUUGUCUGCUGCCUGUAUGGCUGUAUUUAGGCAGGUAAUCACUGUCUGAAUCGAAAGUUAAACUAGACUUAGCUUGUUAGUAAAAGUGAAAGCCAUCCAAUACAGCUAUUGUUAUUAGGAAAUAAAGAAAUGGAAGCUGAAAUAUAUGCAAAAUAAUUUUUCUUCUAAUAUUGUUUCAUAUCUUCUGUGAAGUAGGCAUUAAUUGCACUUAGCUACAGGACGUUUGUGAGAAUGAGCCAAGGUAGGUAAAUAAGAAAUGAUGUCUUGCAAAAAUACAUACUCAAGGUGUUCAGAACCAUUACAAUGUUUCGUCUCAAAAAAAUUAUUUAUCUCAAAAUAUCUCGAAUGGAUUUCUGUUGAUGGAUGAUAGCAUUCAAAUAGUCUGUAAUGAAAUAUGUUUAAUUCCAAACGCAACAAAUAACAAGAUAAUGGAUGUUUGACUCAUACAGUGACAUAGUAGAAUAGUAGAAUGUCACCAAAAUGCGUAGGAAAGCCCAGAAACCAUAAAAAUAUUCUUCGCAGUGCAAUAAAACUCAGUAAUUGAAA